This is a messenger RNA of Colius striatus (speckled mousebird), 5831 nucleotides long. It is a transcript of the gene TLR3, whose product is annotated as toll like receptor 3. The transcript has 5 exons. Gene Ontology annotation, cellular component: membrane. NCBI's taxonomy places the organism in Eukaryota, Metazoa, Chordata, Aves, Coliiformes, Coliidae. Gene Ontology annotation, biological process: toll-like receptor signaling pathway; inflammatory response; immune response. The coding region runs from base 116 to 2803 and encodes 895 amino acids. Gene Ontology annotation, molecular function: protein binding; transmembrane signaling receptor activity. The record is from RefSeq and is a predicted model, not a curated record.
CGCGUUUCCUCAUAGUUUUUGUGUGCUGAGAACCUUGUGUAAAUGCCUGGAUGUCUUCUAACUGAAGGAGAUAAAAACCCGCAGCGGUAAGUAGAGGCUAUUUGUCGCAGAUAAAAUGAUGGGAAGUGAUAUUCUUUGGAGCAGCUUAUCUACGGUACUGUUGUCUGUCUGCUUGCUGUGUGCAUCAGCUGGAAAGCAAUGUCACAUCCAAAAUGAAAUGGCUGACUGCAGUCACCUAAUGCUGACUCAAAUUCCUUCUGAUCUCCCAGAGAACAUAACAGGCUUGGACAUUUCUCAUAAUCAGCUAAGACUGCUAGGUCCUGCAAAUCUGACCAAGUACAGCCAGCUGAUUUACUUGAAUGCUGGCUACAAUAUCAUCUCUAAACUGCAAUCAGCAUUAUGCCAAAAUGUGCCCUUGUUGCAGAUUCUGAAGUUGGAACAUAAUGAAUUGUAUAAGCUCCCUGAUGGAGUCUUUACUUCCUGCACGAACCUGACUGAGCUCUAUCUAGGAUACAAUAGACUAGCUAUAAAAAAUGAUCCUUUCAAAACCCUGGAGAACUUGAAUAUUUUGGACCUAUCUAAUAAUUUUUUGAAGUCAGCAAAUUUAGGAUCACAGCAACAGCUGAAGAACCUUCAUGAGCUCAUGUUGCAUAGCAAUCAAAUUACUGAGCUGAAAAAGGAAGACUUCAGUUUUCUUAGCAACACAUCACUGAGUACUCUUGAUUUGUCAUCAAAUCCACUGAAAGAGUUUCACACAGGAUGUUUACAUGCAAUUGGAAAUCUGUUUGGCCUCAUACUGAACAAUGUUGAACUUGGUGAAAAUCUCACAAAGAAGAUUGGUACAGAAUUAUCAAACACAGCGAUUCAGAACCUCUCACUGAGCCAUGCGGGGCUUUCAUACAUUGGCAAGACAACUUUUCAGGGUCUUCAAGGAACAAAUCUUACAGUUUUAAACCUUUCCCAAAAUUCUCUGUCUGUGAUAGAAGAUGACUCAUUUCAGUGGCUUUCAAGCUUACGGUACUUAAACCUGAAGCAUAACAAGAUUCAUGUAUCUUCACGUUUAUUUUAUGGAUUAUCCAGCCUCAAACAUUUGAAUCUGAUAAAUUCACUUACUGGGAAAAUUGAAGAUUUUUCCUUUCAUUGGCUAUACCACCUGGAGUACCUUACAAUGGAUAAUAACAAUUUUCCAGGAAUUAGUGCUAAUAUGUUCACAGGUCUGAACAACCUGAAAUACCUCAGUCUCUGUAACUGCAACAUAAAUUUACAAAAAAUAACUAAUAAAACAUUCUCAUCACUUGCUAAUUCCACCUUGCAGUUUCUCAACCUCACAAAAACAAGAAUCUCCACAAUAGAAGGUGGAGCAUUUUCCUUCUUGAGACACCUGAAAAGUCUCGAUCUUGGUCUCAAUGAAAUUAGUCAAGAGCUCACAGGUCAUGAGUUUAAAGGUCUCAAUAAUAUACAAGAUAUUUAUCUUUCCUAUAAUAAAAAGUUGGCUUUGCAAAGUGAAUCAUUCAUUUUUGUCCCAAGCCUUAGAAAACUGAUGCUGAGGAAGGUAGGCUGCAGUAAUCUGGCACUCUCUCCUUCACCUUUUCAUCCUCUACAAAAUCUGACCAUCCUGGACAUCAGCAAUAACAACAUAGCAAACAUAAGAGAUGACUUGUUUGAUGGACUUCACAAACUGGUCAUUCUGGAUUUGCAGCACAAUAAUUUAGCCCGACUUUGGAAACAUGUGAAUCCAGGUGGCCCUGUUCUAUUUCUGAAAGAUCUUCCCAACUUGCGCAUUCUUAAUUUAAAAUCAAAUGGACUUGAUGAGAUUCCAGUUCAGGUUUUCAAGGGUCUGCUUCAAUUAAAAAGCUUGGACUUGGGAUCAAAUAAUUUGAAUUUGCUCCCAGCAACUCUGUUCGAUGACCAAGCCGGGCUGGAUUCAUUGAACCUUCAGAAAAAUCUCAUAACCUCAGUGGAAGAAAAAGUGUUUGGCCCAGCUUUUAAAAGUGUGAGAAUGCUCGAGAUGGAUUCCAAUCCAUUUGAUUGCACCUGUGAAAGCAUAGCUUGGUUUGCUGAUUGGCUUAAUGUGACUCAAGCAUAUAUACCGGGAUUGCAAUCCCAGUAUAUUUGCAACACUCCACCUAAAUAUCAUGGUAGUCUGGUGUUGCAUUUUGAUAGCUCACCCUGCAAAGACAGUGCUCCAUUUAAACUUCUGUUUGUGAUCACUAGCACUAUUGUGAUACUACUCGUCUGUAUUGUUUUUACCAUCCAUUUUGAAGGGUGGAGAAUAGCUUUCUACUGGAAUAUACUAGUGAAUCGAAUACUCGGUUUUAAAGAACUUGACAGACAACAGGAAGAGUUUCAUUAUGAUGCCUAUGUUAUUCAUGCAAGACAAGACAAGAAGUGGGUGUUUAAGUAUUUAGUCUCUCUGGAAGAAAAUAACCUCUUUCCAAUUAAGUUUUGCUUAGAAGAGCGGGACUUUGAAGCAGGCAUCUCUGAAUUUGAAGCCACAAUUAACAGUAUAAAAAUGAGCAGAAAGAUUAUUUUUGUUGUGACUGAACACCUCUUACAGGAUCCCUGGUGCAAAAAUUUUAAGGUGUUUCAUGCUCGUCAGCAAGCCAUUGAACAAAGUCGGGACUCCAUCAUACUGAUCUUCCUUCAAGAUAUCCAAGAUCACAAGUUGUAUCAUGCGCUUCACCUGAGAAGAGGAAUGUUCAGAUCUCGUUGCAUCUUGAACUGGCCAGCCCACAAAGAACGAGUCAGUGCAUUUCAUCAGCAAUUAGUGAUGGCGCUUAAAUCUAAUAGUAAUGUGCACUGAAUUUUGAAAGUGCAGAUUUAAAUUAUGGGGUCAUUCUAUAGCAUAUUUUCCACAUUAGAAAACUAACAAGCCUUCAAGGAAGACCUGAAAAAGUUUGUCAUGCUGGAAAGAUAUGUAACAGUCAAUAUAAUUUCAAUCUAUUUGUUUAUAUUCACAUUUUUGAUGAUAUUUAAAAUUACCUGCAAUGAAGUGACAAGUUAAAAUGAAUCAUGACUGACAGUCACUUCAGUCUGUGUAUCAAAAAUGUGUAGAAAUUCUGAAAAGUAGUGAGAGUGACUGAUGUUCUAGGAAAAAUGUCCAUCUGAUGUAGUGCAGAAAAAACAUAGACUCUCUAAAGGGAUAUGCAAGAGAGAAUGCUACAAGGAUAAAAAUGCAAAGUCUCUGUAGAAGGUGGUGUAGAGACUAUUACUUGCUUUCAUAACACAAGGAGAGAUUUAGUGAACUUAAAAUUAGAAAGCAUUCCAAUGUGAAGCACGGUAAGUAACAUGGAAAUUUAUUUCUGUAGUUGAAACCUAGAAACAUAGCAGUCUUUCAAAGUGAGCUUUGGUUUUAAGAGAAAGCCAGCCACAGAAAGGCUUAGGCCUUCUGGGUAAGGCCAGUAUGGAUGACUGUCCCAAACAGAUUUUCAGACUAAGUCAACUGAUUUAAUCAUUAUGGUAUGAUUAAAAACAGUAUUCUUCCUACUGAAAUUCAGAGUGCUGGCAGAAUGACUGAUAGAGGUCAUCUUGUUUUUUUGAAUGUGCAUAACACUACAUGUCAGCCUUUAAAUAGAACUUGAAAUCAAUGUGAAACAUGCUGGUGCACCUGUAUAAAAUGAGUAAAGGCCUAGAUAUUUCUAUAGCAUAACCAGAACACAACUUUGUGAAGGAGGUGGUGGCUACUAUAUUUUCUUUAAAAAAAACUUUGUUAUUGGUGAUGCAACAACAAAAAAUAAUCCCCCGAACAAGACAGCUUUAAACUGUAUCAGAAAUAUUGCUGUCACUACAGUUAGAGGCAGAGUGGGAGAAAAACUUCAAAAAUAGAUUAAUUUCAAAUUUUGAGUUUUUUUUCUGAAUAACUGUAUAUAAUUUUACCUUUGAUAGCUAAAAAAAAAUGUAAAGAAAUGAGAGAUAAAUCUGUAGUUUGAUUCCUUAUAUGUUAAUUUAGUUUGCUUUCCUUAUACUUCACGGAAACUCCUUGCCAUUUGAUGGAAUUUUUGAGCACAGAUUAUUGUAAAUUAGACACUAGACAGUCAUUUGUAUGUCUUUGAUAAUAUUUAAUUGCUGUUCCAAAGACCUUAUAAGCUUUUACAAUUUGCAGUAAGCUUGAUCCUUCAAUAGCUCAGGAAUAUUUUAAAAUUGCUUUUUCCCCCCCAGCAUUUCCCUCAUCAAUUUCAAUGCCAUCAAUACUCCAAGAAUGCUGUUUUACUGCUUAGGAAACACCUUUCAGAUGGCUUAAUUCUUAACAUUUUAAGCUGCUUUUCUCAUGAUUUCUUUUAUGCAUAGAUGAAAAGUGUUAUUUUUAAAUAGGUUUGUACAUCUCAUGAUGAUAAAUGUAAAUGAGAAAAACAAUUAAUACAUUUUGCAUGCACCAGAAGAAUGAAGCAGGUAUAAGUUGUCUUCACUUGUUCAGGAAGUCCCAAGUGAAAAUAGAAAAGGUUUUGUUUACAGUGGAAGUGAUAGAUGAUGAUUCCCUAAUUACAGUAAUAGGUUUAUCCUCAUUGUGAUGCUUUCAUCUCAUCUUUCUGGCCUUUUCAGAGGAAGUGACAAAUUCUUUCUUCAUGCUUAGGUGAUGAAAGUUGAGGAGGUGAGUUGGUAAGGAUGGGGUGCCAGGCAUGCAUCAUGUCAGUUGUUCUUUCUCUUAUUUAAAGACUAGCAUAUGAAAGGGCUCCUAUGCCAUAUAAAUCUGCAAGGACACAUAGUAGCAGAAUUUUCCAUUCCACAUCAAUAUAAAUUGUUUAGAAAAUGUUAAAAAUUAUAUAAAGAUGUAGAGAAUGCAUGGAGGUGAAACGUGAUACAAAAGGUCUUUUAUGUCCCUUAAACCCUGACAAAUGACAACAUGUCUAAAUUCUAUAGAGAUUUUUCUUGUUACUAUGAAUGCCCCCACAGUUGGUUUCAGAACAGAGAAAAAAUGUGUUUGGAUGCUUAGUUUUGGAAUAUAGCUAAGAAUACAAACUAAAAGUACCUGCUCAUGAGUGAAAAAUCAUUUUAAGUGAUAUGAAAAAUCAUUUUAAAUUAUAAAUAUAUAAUGAUGCAUUCUAAAAAGUUGUUUUAGUACCUGUGUUCAGUUUAAAAUAAUUUGCAUCAGAGAAAGACAUAAUGAAGGCUCAUAAUGAGAGUCAAUGUUAAAAAAAGGCACAAAAGCAUUCAGCACAAGGCCAGUGGUAACCAUCAAUUAUACUUGACAUAAAAUUUUCAUAUAAAUUUCCCGAUUGUCUUGAAGUUACUUCUGCUCUGCUCCUGUACAUUUGUGUGACAGUAUUAUUGAGAGCAAAUAAAUGGGCUUACUGUGGAGAAGAGUUGUAAGUGCUUUCAGGACGAAAAGUCUAGAUCAGUGAUGGGUAGUUUCCUUGCCAUGGGCACCAUCACACUAUACAUUAUGAUGAAUUGCUGAGAAGGUGGCUAUCAAAAACUUGAAAAACAGUUCCAAAUGUAUGUCAAAAACAGUGCAUAGGACUAAAGAGGAAUAAUCUGUGUUGGAAGCAGAAUAUUCUAAAGGACGUGAGUGAGGCAAAAUGCUCAGGCCUCUAGAUUUGGGGCAGAGCCUGACUGUUUCUGUGGUUUUUGAAUGACAAGGAGUAGUGAAAAAGUUACAGACUGUGACAUUCAUAAUAGGAUCUAUUCUAGGUGUUCAUGCAGGGUUGCUCCAGGACCACAACUGAGAUAAAUACAUUAUACACCAACAUUCUCAAUUAUGCUACUUUCACUGUGGCUCAGUUAAGGCUUUUUGGCAUAGUGAGGAAUAAACACAGAUUGUGGCACUCAUACGUUUAUACAGAUCUAUUCCAUAAGGUUUGAUCAGAAUAUAUUUACUUUAGUUGGUAAGAAAA